Messenger RNA from Klebsormidium nitens, 1302 nucleotides. Lineage: Eukaryota; Viridiplantae; Streptophyta; Klebsormidiophyceae; Klebsormidiales; Klebsormidiaceae. The record is from the annotation of a GenBank genome assembly.
CUUGGGGUUCAAAGUUCGACGAAGGGAGUGGGGUUGAAAAGCAGGGGUGCUAACCAUAAGCUUAACAGCUCCCGCCAAAUCCAUGGCAGCUUCUCAAAUCAAGCCUAUCAUAUAGCCACCAUUCUGCUCAAGGCACAUGCCACAAAUUACAUAGACGAGGUCAAACGCAUUGCAGUCUGCAUUCUCCGCCCACAUAGCCGAUUGAACAAAUACUCCAAUAAAGUCUCUUCCAAUACUCCUUUCCGCGUGUGGGUCUCUGUCCUGUAGAAUAACCAUAGCAGCACUUGCGCCCCACAAGGUGGUGAAAGCAUGGCCGGGCGCGGGCGGGGUCGUGGGUGGGGCAGAGGGAGUGGUUUUGUGAUACGAGACGAUGACGGGAACAUGGUCCUGCCAGACAAGCUGAGCGGGCCGCCGCCACUGUUCCCGCCCAUCGAGAACCUGCCCGAAGUCCCUGAAAUUGGAGACGAGGAAGAAGAGCUGCUGAACCGGCGGAGGCGCCUCGAAAGCGCUUGGCUGUACUCGCCCUACCACAUCGAGAAACCAAAAAGCAAAACAGUGGGCUUAGCUGCAGAGAUAGAGAGGUACGCUGAUCGGUACCGACGAAACCCGCACGCCAUCCGAGCGCCCCUAUCCUCGGUCCUGAAGUUGACACCAAAACACUUUCCAGCCGAGCUAUUGGGGCCAGAGAAAGGAAAAGGGCGGGGCGGAGGGGCCGCGCAAGCAACGGCGGCAAGCGCCCCCUGGAAAUCGGCUCCUUUAGCAACCACAGACAUACAAAGGCUGGAGCGCCUUGCAAACCUCGAGCAGAAGAUCGAGGCGAAUGGGGAUAAAGCCACUGAAAAGCCGAAGGAAGGCGAGGGCGGGGAAGAGGACGAGGAGGAGGCGCUCGAUGAGGAGGACGAGAUGGGCGAGGGAGACUAUGAACAGGGCUAUCAGUUCGAGGACGACGAGUUGUAUGGGGACGACGACGAUGCGUUUGGGAACGACGAGGGGCCCACUUUUUAGUACGGCUUCCGUUCGACGGCUCUCGCAAGGCCUGGGAGCUCUUUGGCGACACGUUAGCCGCUGGAAUGAAGCCGGAACACUCUACUUCGGCACCUUGGAUUGGGCAUCUAUAUCAUCAUACUCACUUGAUGUAUCCCGACAACAAUUCUGGAACCUCCGUUGUCCUCAGCUCAUUGUGAUUGAGGCCAAAAUCUCUCAGUGUGCCGAAUCCCAAAAGGGGUUGUAUGUAGCAUUUUGUAGUCUGCGCCUCGAUCCUAAAGUUGACAUCUGCUCAGCUCAUGCAAUGCUCCCUACAAU